CACGGAGGCCCAUGAAAACAUAAACAGAGGAGCAGAGGAACGUUCGUGGUGCCCGUUCGCCGUCAUCCGCGGCCGAGGCGUAUUCGCUCCCUCCUGUUCUCCGAGCCCCAAAAUGCAGCUUCGACGCGGCGAUCGGGAGUAGAAGCGGAGGAUCGCGGACCGAGCUGCAGCGAACCGUGCGACCGGAGAGAGGCGGGUGUUGGCGGACAUACAGGAUGGCGAGCGGAGAGCGAGCUACAGGGGACCUGAACGACUCCGGUAACUCUGAUCGAGGAGAGAGAAGCAGAGCAAACCCUGAUGGGGCACCAGCUGAACACGACGCCGGGUCCCGGAGCACAGCUGGUCCCGACCGAGAGGAAGAGGAUGCAGAAAACAUGGAGGGCAGCGAAGAAGAAGAAGCCAGGGAGGGUGGCGGGAGCGCGAGGGACGGGAGGAUGAUGGACGCAGAAGGGGACGGGACCAGGGAGACCCGGAAGAGACGCAGGGAGCGGGAGCCAUCCGGGGGCGGGGCUACACACAGCUCCUCCAGCUCGGAGGAGGAGGACGAGGCGGAGGAGGAGGAGCCGCACGCCGAGGAAGAUGAGCAGGCGAUAGAGGCGUGGCUGGGGGCAGAGGUGCGGGAGCUGGCAGUGCCCUCCUGGAGGGCGGUGCCGUCUCUGCGGGCGCGCGAAAUCGGACGGGGAGCCCAGUUUGUGCGGCGGGCGUGCGGCGCGAGGGGCUUGGUGCAGCGGCUCGAGCUGCAGAGCAAUCUGGAGCGGCACGCGGGCUGCGUCAACACCCUCCACUUCAACCCGUCGGGCACACGCCUGGCGUCCGGCAGCGACGACCUCCGCGUGAUCCUGUGGGACUGGGCGCGGUGCCGGGCCGAGCUGGAGUUCGACAGCGGCCACAAGAGCAACGUGUUUCAGGCCAAGUUCCUGCCCCACAGCGGAGACUCCACCCUGGCCAUGUGUGCACGGGACGGCCAGAUCCGGGUGGCCGAGCUGUCCGCAACGCAGCGCUGCAAGAACACCAAGAGGGUCGCCCAGCACAAGGGCGCCGCCCACAGGCUGGCCCUGGAGCCCGACUCCCCGUGUUCCUUUCUGUCUGCCGGGGAGGACGCCGUGGUCUUCGGCAUCGACCUGCGCCUGGACCGCCCGUCCACGAAACUGGUGGUGGUGAAGGAGGGCGAUCGGAAAGUGGGGCUCUACUCCAUCUUCGUGAACCCGGCAAACGCACACCACUUUGCCGUGGGUGGGAGAGACCAGUAUGUUAGGGUCUACGACCAGAGAAAGAUCAACGAGAACGACAACAACGGGGUCAUGAAGAAAUUCUGCCCGUCCCACCUCGUGUCCACCGAGGGCAAGGCUAACAUCACCUGUCUUGUGUACAGCCACAAUGGCUCGGAGGUACUUGCCAGCUAUAACGACGAGGACAUCUACCUGUUUGACAACAGCCAUGGUGAUGGGGCAGAUUAUAUCCGGCGGUACAAGGGCCACCGUAACAAUGCCACAGUAAAGGGUGUGAAUUUCUACGGGCCGCGGAGCGAGUUUGUGGUCAGCGGCAGCGACUGCGGACACAUCUACCUAUGGGAAAAGAACUCGGCUCGCAUCGUCCAGUUCAUGGAGGGGGACAGAGGAGGAGUGGUGAACUGUCUGGAACCCCACCCCUACCUUCCUGUCUUAGCCACCAGUGGCCUGGAUCAUGAUGUUAAACUGUGGGCCCCUACAGCCCAGACCCCCACCGGCCUGAAGGGUCUCAAAGAGGUGAUGAAGAAGAACAAGCGUGAGCGCGAUGAAGACAGCGUGCGUCACGGCGAUACGUAUGACACGCAGCUGCUCUGGUUCCUCAUGAGGCACAUGAGACACAGGCGUCCGCAGAGGAGCCGGCGGGCGGACGGGGACACGGACGAGUCCUGGAGUUCUGCCGAAUCCUCCAACGACGAGGACACGGGUCCCGACCACGUGCAGUGCAUGUCUUCCUGAGCUGGAGGCAAAACCAGAGCCCACCCCCCACCACGCACGCACACACU
This is a messenger RNA of Scleropages formosus (Asian bonytongue), 2011 nucleotides long. RefSeq names its product DDB1- and CUL4-associated factor 8-like. The transcript has 13 exons. Lineage: Eukaryota; Metazoa; Chordata; Actinopteri; Osteoglossiformes; Osteoglossidae. The record is from RefSeq and is a predicted model, not a curated record. Gene Ontology annotation, molecular function: protein binding. The coding region runs from base 216 to 1964 and encodes 582 amino acids. Gene Ontology annotation, cellular component: Cul4-RING E3 ubiquitin ligase complex; cytoplasm.